GGCGCGUUGCUUACGUCACUCGCGGGCGCCCACCCCGACGGAGCCAGAGGGUAGACAGUGGGACCGGCGGGAGAGACUGAGCUUUGGCAGUGGUAGCGGCGACUGCGACGGCAGCAGCGAUGGCCGGGGCGGGGCCGGCGGGACUCCCGGGUGCGGGAGGACCUGUUGUCCCGGGUCCUGGCGCCGGUAUCCCGGGCAAGAGCGGCGAGGAACGCUUGAAGGAGAUGGAAGCGGAGAUGGCCCUGUUUGAGCAGGAAGUUCUGGGGGCUCCAGUAACCGGAAUCCCAACUGCGGUGCCCACAGUCCCCACGGUGGAAGCGAUGCAGGUCCCAGCUCCUGUGAUCCGCCCAAUUAUCGCGACCAACACAUACCAGCAGGUCCAGCAGACUCUGGAAGCACGGGCGGCUGCUGCAGCCACAGUGGUUCCCUCCAUGGUGGGCCCUCCUUUUGUGGGUCCAGUUGGCUUUGGCCCUGGUGAUCGGGGUCACCUGGACAGUCCAGAGGCUCGAGAAGCCAUGUUCCUGCGGCGAGCAGCUGUGGCCCCCAUCCUGCGUCCAGACUUCAUCCCCCACGUGCUGCAGAGAGCAGAUUCUGCUCUUUGUUCCGCAGCAGGCGCUCCCCGACCGAUAGCCCUGCGGCCUCCGCACCAGGCUCUUGUGGGCCCCCCUCUGUCUGGGCCCCCUGGACCACCCAUGAUGCUGCCGCCAAUGGCUCGGGCCCCAGGGCCCCCCCUGGGCUCCAUGGCUGCUUUGAGGCCCCCGCUGGAGGAGCCGGCAACGCCGCGAGAGCUGGGUCUAGGCCUGGGGUUGGGCCUGAAGGAGAAGGAGGAGGCAGUGGUGGCGGCUGCCGGCCUGGAGGAGGCUAGUGCGGCUGUGGCCGUGGGGGCCGGGGGCGCCGCGGCCGGCCCUGCAGUCAUCGGGCCCAGCCUGCCCCUGGCCCUGGCCAUGCCGCUGCCCGAGCCCGAGCCCCUGCCCCUGCCCCUGGAAGUGGUGAGAGGCCUGCUGCCCCCGCUGCGCAUUCCUGAGCUCCUGUCCCUGCGUCCCAGGCCCAGGCCUCCCCGCCCUGAGCCCCCCCCUGGCCUCAUGGCCCUUGAGGUCCCAGAGCCUCUAGGUGACGACAAGAAGAAAGGAAAGCCAGAGAAGUCCAAACGCUGCAUUCGCACGGCAGCGGGGAGCAGCUGGGAGGACCCCAGCCUCCUGGAGUGGGAUGCAGAUGACUUCCGGAUCUUCUGCGGGGAUCUGGGCAACGAGGUGAACGACGACAUCUUGGCGCGAGCUUUCAGUCGCUUCCCGUCCUUCCUCAAGGCCAAGGUGAUCCGGGACAAGCGCACCGGCAAGACCAAGGGCUACGGCUUUGUCAGCUUCAAGGACCCCAGCGACUACGUGCGCGCCAUGCGGGAGAUGAACGGGAAGUACGUGGGCUCGCGGCCCAUCAAGCUGCGCAAGAGUAUGUGGAAGGACCGGAACCUGGACGUGGUGCGCAAGAAGCAGAAGGAAAAGAAGAAGCUGGGCCUGAGAUAGGGCCUGUGGCCGGGCACCCGCUCCUACCUGCCGGGCGCUGGCUCCUGCCCUCGGUUCUCUUUGGAAAACCUCCCGCUGGCCACUUUACCUUUCCUCCCCAAGCCGGUUUCAAUAAAUUUACAUUCGUUUCCA
This is a messenger RNA of Condylura cristata (star-nosed mole), 1652 nucleotides long. RefSeq names its product RNA binding motif protein 42 (gene RBM42). The transcript is spliced from 10 exons. Bases 120 to 1520 code for a protein of 466 amino acids. Gene Ontology annotation, molecular function: mRNA binding. Lineage: Eukaryota; Metazoa; Chordata; Mammalia; Eulipotyphla; Talpidae. The record is from RefSeq and is a predicted model, not a curated record.